Messenger RNA from Pogoniulus pusillus (Red-fronted tinkerbird), 2896 nucleotides. RefSeq names its product major facilitator superfamily domain containing 8 (gene MFSD8). The transcript is spliced from 12 exons. Gene Ontology annotation, molecular function: transmembrane transporter activity. Lineage: Eukaryota; Metazoa; Chordata; Aves; Piciformes; Lybiidae. Gene Ontology annotation, cellular component: lysosomal membrane. Bases 145 to 1731 code for a protein of 528 amino acids. The record is from RefSeq and is a predicted model, not a curated record. Gene Ontology annotation, biological process: transmembrane transport.
GCGGCUGGCGGCAGCUGCCUCGGCCCUGGCGCUCUGCCGGCAGCGCCCCCCAGCGGCGGAAGGGCGACAGUGGCCAAGAGUAGUCAGGAGGGGUUGUGGGUGGAUCCUGGCGCUAGGAAGCCCGGGAGGCGGUAGUGGCGGGCUAUGGCGGCCGCCGUCUCUGGUGCGGAGGUGACUGCUGAGGGGCAAGAGCCUUUGCUGAGUCCCGGAGAAGAAGAGGAGGAGAGCAGGGAUGUUGUGGAAUCAGAAGAGCAUUGUAAGAGCAGGUGGCGAUCCAUCUGGGUUAUGUAUCUUACUAUGUUUCUCAGUAGUGUAGGCUUCUCAAUUGUAAUUAUGUCUGUGUGGCCAUAUCUCCAGAAGAUUGAUCCAACAGCAGAUGGGAGUUUCUUGGGCUGGAUUAUAGCUUCAUAUAGCAUUGGCCAGAUGGUCUCUUCUCCCCUGUUUGGCUUAUGGUCCAACUACAGGCCAAGGAGGGAACCUCUUGUUGUUUCCACUGCUAUCUCAGUAGCUGCUAAUUGUCUUUAUGCCUACGUCCACAUACCGCAUUCACACAACAAAUACUACAUGCUGACUGCACGUGCUCUCGUGGGAUUUGGAGCAGGCAAUGUGGCUGUAGUUCGAUCGUAUAUUUCGGGUGCCACUUCGCUUAAGGAAAGAACAAGUGCCAUGGCCAAUACCAGUGCCUGCCAAGCAGUUGGCUUCAUAUUAGGACCAGUUUUUCAGACAUGUUUUACACUUAUUGGAGAAGAAGGAAUAACAUGGAAAUUCAUUGAUCUUCAGCUGAACAUGUAUACAGCACCAGUCUUAUUUGGAGCUCUCUUAGGAGUUGUUAACAUUAUUCUCAUCUUUGCCAUAUUCAGAGAGCACCGAGUGGAUGACAUGGGACGGCAGUGCAAAAGUGUCAAUUCUGAAGGAGAAGAAAGUGGUGUUCAGGAUCAGGACACAGAAGGAGAUGUUGACCACGUGGCUGUGGUAGCAAUCAAUUUCCUUUUCUUUGUCGUCUUGUUUGUGUUUGCUGUCUUUGAAACGAUAGCCACUCCUCUGACCAUGGAUAUGUAUUCCUGGACCAGGAAAGAAGCUGUUUUUUAUAAUGGAAUAAUCCUUAUCGUGGUUGGCAUUGAAUCAGUUAUUGUUUUCAUGGUGGUUAAAAUUCUGGCCAAGAAGGCUGGUGAGCGUGCCAUGCUCCAUGGAGGCUUACUGAUUGUCUUGGUUGGGUUCUUUAUCUUACUGCCUUGGGGGAAAAAACUGCCAAAUAUCCAGUGGCAAGAAAUAAAGAAUAACUCCAUUCCCAGAACGACCUAUACCGAAAUGGUAAUGCCCUUCUGGAGUUGGCAGAUUGCAGCUAACCACACAGAACCUGUGGGCUGCCCCAUCAUGCAGUCCUGGUGCCUAAAUACUCCCAUGAUCUACCUGGCCCAGUACCUCAGCUCUGACAUACUCAUUGGGUUGGGGUAUCCAGUUUGUCAUGUCAUGUCUUACGCUUUAUACUCCAAAAUUCUAGGACCAAAGCCUCAGGGUACCUACAUGGGAUGGUUAACUGCUUCUGGAAGUGGUGCGCGAAUACUUGGGCCUGUUUUUGUGAGCCAAGUGUACACACACCUGGGACCACGCUGGGCAUUUAGUUUAAUCUGUGGAGUAGUUGUGGCCUCUCUCCUACUGCUGGAAAUAGUAUACAAGAGACUAAUUGCCUUUUCUGUCAGAUAUGGAAGGAUGCAAGAAGAGAAUUGUUAAAUGCGUAUUAAAAAUACUCCGAACAACUUAGCUUAUUACUACUUUAGUGAGGAGUACCUAACCACUGACCUUGUUGGCUGCAUUCUGAGAACUGUAUGCUUGUACCUAAGACACUGACAGAGCACUUGCUCAUACCCUAAUACAUGAUUACACCUGCUGCAACAGAGCUUUUGGAAUCUGCUUUUCCAGCAGCAGAGAAGGGGGUGUGAAGGAGUUAGAUCAGUAUGAUGGCAUAUUUUCAGUGUGUAGUUUUAAAUGAUGCAGCUGUGCAUUGGAUGCAGCUUUGAAGGUCACAAGUUAUGUGCACCCUUUCCAGCAAAAAGUAGAAGAAAUAUUUAUCUUGAUUCUAUGAAUCGGGAUUAAUAAACUCUUUUGCAACUACAGGAUUAGUUGAGCUGCAUGCACUUUGUAUGAAAAUGUCACUACUCAAGUUAACCUCUGAUGUUCAGUUUGCUAGCUUCUAAGCCCUGGAGAACAGCCAUGUCUCAUCAGAGAAGCUGUUACAUAUCAGUACAUGUUCUCCAAGGGUUCAUAUGGAAUGUGGCAGAACUGCAGAGGAGGGUAGGUGCCUGCUUCACCAGCAGCUUGUGUGGGAUUUGGGUAGUUUAAGUUGGUUGCAAGCCACUGAAAACCACAGCUGAAGAGCUGUUACUUGAACUCCAGUGAACCGUACGUGCAAUUUUUCUCCUGCUGUUUUGCUGAAUGCCUUGCUUGUAGCAAGAAAGAUGACGGGUACAGAGCUGAACUAUGCACAGCUUUUCUUUACUACAAGAAGGCAAUGCUAAGGGUGAUAGUUUACACUUGCUCAUUGGUGAGAAUGAAGGCACUGUGCUGAACAACCAGUCUUAAUGUAAUGCUUAUUUGGUGACUAUUAUUUGAAGACUCCUUUUUUUCUGAUAUAUUAGUAUGAGAAACAAAUUUGUAACAGUCGAAUCCUUCAGUGGUUAUUUUUAAAAGUGAAAUAAUACUUUUUCUUCAGAAUGGGGUCUAAGAUCAUCUGUAUGGGGUUAUCUGUUUUAAUGCUACUGGGAGGAAAAAAAAAGUGGUGUAACUCCAGUAUGAGAGUUGGAGCUGCUGUUUAAUGUGUCUUACUGAAUUUAGUAACUGCAAUUAAGUAUUUUUAUGUAACCAAUUGUUCAAACAUUAAAAGACUACUGAAUUAAAA